Molecule: messenger RNA, 1668 nt
Organism: Drosophila innubila
Lineage: Eukaryota; Metazoa; Arthropoda; Insecta; Diptera; Drosophilidae
Exons: 1
Coding region: 20-1654 (544 amino acids)
Source: RefSeq, a predicted model, not a curated record
UACACAAAAUAUACCGUUAAUGCAUACAUUUAGCGAGAUAUUAGACACAAUGAAUAGUAUUUCAGUACGGUAUGAGCAAAUGAAGAAAUAUGAAGUCAACCAGGAUAAGCUCGAGAAUAACACACUCGUACAGUUUGCCGAAUGGACAGUUAACCCAAGUACUCAUUCUGUACCUCAUUUAAUGGAUCGCUUGCAUACGAUGCUGUUUAUCAAUGGAAGAGGCAAGUUUAAUGCAUCGACAUCGGACAAUGUCCUUCGGUUAUUGGCACAAAACUAUGAAGAGUCUAAGGGAAUCUGUCAAUCGCAGCAGUCGACACAACAAUUUUUGUACUCACUGUAUACGGAUAUUGCACUAACGGAACUGAAGGGGUAUACUAUGAUCGAGUUCUCCUGGCCGAUCCUUCGAAACUAUGGCCAAGCAAAUUAUUCCCAAGAAGCGGAAAUACUACGUUGGGAUUAUGGAAAUCGUACCGAACGAGCUAUUAAUUCACUCAGGAAGGCGAUGGAAAGUUCGAGUCGAAUUGUCUGGCGUUGUGAUCCCGAUGAACAUAUCCCUAAGGUUACCUACGAUGAGGUUACAAGAUUGUUGCAAGGCUUUCUUGCCAACGAAGUGGAACUGAAUAGGGAUUGGUCUUGCACCUCAACCUGUUCUGAUUAUAAUUAUGCACGAAGCGAGAGUUUUAACUAUCCCCACCAACUACAACAGCCCGAGUGUACGGGUAUUGUGCGCAAUUGCCAGUUUGUCGAUUCCGAUAUGACGGUGUGUCAGUCUCCAAGUGGAAGCAGUCGUCGCUACGACUACAUUCAAUAUGACAAUGGACGAGUUCUGGGACAGAGCAAAAAAUGUGAGCGAGGCACUACGAAUAAAGUGGAAAGCUGGCACCGUUGGAUUGUCCAGAAAUGCAGCUACUGUUUCUGCCUCUGUGACGAGCAGGGUCCGAAAUCUGAUCGAUACUUCAAUCUACGAGAGGCCAUUGCUGAUGUCGAGGGGAAUAAGGUGGUGACUGGACUGCGGUUUGUGAAGAAGAAUCGUGUAUUCCAUUUACAAAUACAACAGGGAAAACUUAUGCCUCGCGGCGUCAUCGAUGAUAAGACGCUCGAGUGGAAACCUGUUGAUGAAUACCAGAUAACUGAUGCAAAUAUAGUCAAUGGAGUGGAUUAUCAUACAAUGAACUAUUCGAGCCGUUCCAUGGAUCUGGAUAAUAUUAUGAACCCGAAUGACAACAGUUCUGUGGUAACCGGAUUACGUUUCCGUGUAUUGGGCUCACAUCUGAAUCUCAUGGCACAAAUUUCUAAAUUUGAUUUCGCAACUGGAAAGCUUCUUCAACCGAAGUGGCACUUAAUUGACGACAAUAAUAGGCAAAAAUUAAAUCUUGAUAGUCUGGACAUGUCGACGCGUACAAAUAUAAAGUCUUUGCCACUGUCGAAGCAUAACCAAUAUCUUGACUUUGUCAACUCUGGAAUGGAUAAGGAUGCGGCACAAACUACCAUACCAUUUAUUGAUGUACAGGAUGUUGUAUCCAAUCCCCCAGCACCGUUAGCUGGCAUUGGCCUCUACUAUAAGUCUAGUCCUGGCUUUGGCGGAUUUGUUGCUCCCAAAACCAUCAUCUAUGACUUCGCACCUCAUGUUCAGGUAUCCGCGAAUAAAUCCUAAAAAUUGUCAGCUUG